This is a messenger RNA of Stylonychia lemnae, 3540 nucleotides long. The record is from the annotation of a GenBank genome assembly. Lineage: Eukaryota; Ciliophora; Spirotrichea; Sporadotrichida; Oxytrichidae.
AUGAGCCAAAUAGCUCAAAAUCAAGAAAAGCCAUAACAAAGCGGCACUAAAGAAAAAAUUAAGGAUAACCUGAAUGAGUUAUUCAAGCAUGCAAUCAUAGGGAGAUCUUGGAAAAAUAAGGACAGUGAGGUUGAAUAGCUAUUUAGAAUGAAUCCAUAAGAAUUUGCUGAUGCAAGUUAAGGCAUUAUGCUGAAAAUUUUGCUUAUAACCAAUGAUAAGCAGAAGUCUGCUGAGCAACUGAUAAUUAUGUUCUUGAAACUGUAUGAAAUAAUGAACAAGUUUGGAAAGAAGGACCCACAUGGACAUAUUGAUAAUUUUUACUAAUUACAUCUUGAGACCUCUUUUAAGCUAACUCAACAUAAGUAAAAGCAAAUAUCACAGAGAGCUUAUUAAUGGUUACUCUCAGUCCUUGAAAAUUCUUAGAUCAAGUUUCUUGUUGAUCAAAGGAAGAUUGCCUCAAGGAUGCUUGAAGUUGUUAUUGAAAAGAAGAAAUCGGAAUAUAUAGAUGUUAUAACUAAUCACUUAGCUAAGAUAAUGAUGGAGGAUGAGAGCUUUUAAAUCAGGAAGGAAAUAAUUUCUAUCCUACCUAUUAAUGAAAGGACGCUUCCAUUUAUCAUAAUGAAGACUCAGGAUAAAAGUUUCAAGGUUAGACAGCAAGUUUACAUUUCACUUAAAGAUAAAUGUAAAGUUCAAUUUCAUGAAUUCCCGCCUGAAAGUAAAAUAUCAUUAAUUGUGAAUGGAUUGAGCGACAUUGAAAAUUCAGUCAAGGAAUCCUGCAAAGAUUAUCUGUCGAAGGCAUUGUGUCAGAAGUUGUAUGAUUAAAAUAUCAUCUCAGAUGAAGAUUAUCUGAUAGAGUAGGUAUAAAAUUUAACAUCUACAAUUCAAAAGCUUUCCUUACAAGCAACUCAUAAUCAUCAUCAAAUAUCGCUAGUCAUUUACUUACUUUUGAGAGAUGUUGUAUUUUAAGGAUUUGGACCUGAUAAGGUAUUCUCAGCUUUGUAGUACAUUACAUCUAAUAUCGAGGAGAGAGUUCUUAAUAAACAAUAUGAGGAGUUAUAUGAAGAUUUAGUAUUCAUGAACUUUGCUCUACACAUAAUUAAGAAAUCGGAGUUUGAUCAUUAAUCAUAUUAAUUUAGCAGCAUUGAAAUCUAAAAUCAUUUACCAGGAGUAGAAUAGAUAGAAAGGUUAAUUGAAUAAUUCUAAAACAAUUAGAAUGAUAUCAUAUCAGAGUCAACCUAUCAUUAAUCUCUUCCGAACUUAAUUAUGUAUCAAUGUUUCCACCUAAUGAAUCAUCUGAUAUAAAAAGUAAAAUUUCCUGAGAAAAAGGCAUAAAUAGAACUAAUAAUUAAGAAUUUCAUUACUAAGAAAGAGUACUUUCAAUUUGAUCUUGAGUCUAAGAUGACUCAAGACUGCUUAGAUUAAAUUUAAGAUGAGGAGCUAGCACUCUAAGAAUUAGGCGUUGGUAUAAAGGAUAAGGAAAUUUUGAUUCAAAUAUCUCUUAUGAUUCUUAAGCAAGUGUAUGAAAAUGAUAAUAAAGAAUUUUUAGUGAAUUUUGAGCAAGUUUUAUUUGGGGUAAGAUCUGAAGAUUUAGCUUAAGAAAACUAAAAUAAUAUUGAAAAAGUUUAGCAGAAAUUAAUAUAGUAUAAGGAAUAUGAGAUAUCGAGUAAAGAACAAAUAAAUUCUGUUUAAUCGAUAGGUCAAUCACCUGAUGAAAAAGUUCUUUAAAAAUUAUAGAAAGCUGAAGUAAGUUUGGUAAAAUACCAGAAAAUGAUGGAGAAAUUGACUAAAAAAGACUCGGCUCUAUGGCAGCAUUAAUUGACAUUAUUUAAAUACUUUUUGAAAGUAUGCAAAAUUGACUCAGAGACACCAACCAUUUUAUCCAGUUCAUUUUAAAAGAUUAUUAAUACAAAUCUCAGAAAUUAAAACCAAAUUAUAAAAUCCCUUGCUGUUGAAUGUCUUGGUCUUAUGAUGAUAUAGAAUAAAAUGCUUUUUGAGGAGAAUGUUACACAGCUGAUUGAUUAUAUUUAAGAAGAAAAAUAACAAAAAAAUAAAAGUAUUAUCACUCAGAUAUCACUAAAAUGCCUAUUUGAUGGAAUAAUGGUUCAUGGAUUUCUGCUAGAAUCAGGAAAUUCUAAAGAUAUUUAAAGGCAAGAGUUAAGAAAGAUACUAAUGAGACUUUUAAGAGAUUCAGAUUACAACAUUAGGCUACUUGCCACUGAAGGUUUCUGCAGGCUGUUAAUUUGUGAAAGAAUGCAAAAUCCUUGGGACUUCAUUGCUAGAUUAAUUCUACUAUACUUUGAAAGGUAAAAAGGGGAAACUGACGAUCUAUCUUCUCAUUAAUAGAGUCUGCUAGUCAAGAUCAAGAAAAGCAUUGAGGACUUCUUUACUCAUUUUCCAAGACUUGGCUAUGACAGAUGCAUUGAACUAUUUGAAGCAACUUUAUUGGCAAUAUAUUACCUCAUUAAAUCUAGAACAAUCAAUAAUAGUGAUCCUCAGUGGGAUAAAAUCAAUAUCUAUUAUCUGUUUGGUAAGCUCUCCUUAAUGCUUCAGUAUAAGGAGAAUAAAUAGUUCUCUAUUUUUGAUCUUGCUCAGAAGGGAAUUUCUUUUUAGUAUCAAUUCAUAAAGUUCUUUUCAUAUUUGAUUCUCACAAAAAAGAGCUUACCAGACAAUGAGAGAGAUUAAUUUGCAAAGUUCUUCAUAUUCUCUCUUCAGCUAAUUGAUCUAUCUGAAGUUCCUCUUGUUGUGCCAGAUUACGAGAGAGAAUUCAAGGAAUUUAUCAAUCCUUUAUUUAAUUAACUUAGUAAAUUCCUCUAAUCUGUAGAUCAGACUUAGAUAAUUGAUAAAUACUGGAAAAAGCUAGUAGAGGGUUUUGUUAGAAGAAGAAUAGCGAAUUCUGAUAGCAGACCCAACCACUCAAUAGAAAGUGAAGUGAGUAAAAUAAUAUCAGACGAAAUACAGAGAUCAAAAGAAAAGCACGAAUAAAAAGCCAAAGCAAUGAUCAAGAGUGGUUAAAUUAUUACUGAUGAUGAUGCCUGUGAUUUCUAAUUUGAUGAGGACGAAUUUGCUUUGCAAUAGCAUUGCGAGGCAUUUUACAAUUAGACUAUUACUUAUUAGAAGGAUUUCUAAGAGUAGAAGGUAGUAAUUGAAUAAUAAUAUAUACCUAAUAAUAUGCUCAUAAAGAAGAGUCUGAAUGAUCACCAAAAUGACAUGAAAAGAGCUUAAAAAGAUCUGAGCAAAUUCAAGAUGCCAAGUCUGACUCAUCUUGUAAGAGAAAACAAGCCUGAUAAAAAUCUACCUUCGAAAGGAAAGCUCUAGAAUUAAAUUCAGCAAAGCAAAGACUCAAAGUCUAGGAAAAGGGAUAAGAAAGGUAAGGAUAAAGAAAAAAGUAAGGUAAAAAUUGAAAAAGGUAGCAAUGAAUAGAGCUAGGAUAGCAGAAGAAACACUAGAGCAAGUGGUGGUGGUGUUGACGAAUAGAGAAUAUCAAAAAAGAGAAAAAAUGAAGAUAGAGAUAGCAGCGUUGAAAUUAUUGAAUUAGAUUGA